Molecule: messenger RNA, 2000 nt
Organism: Calypte anna (Anna's hummingbird)
Lineage: Eukaryota; Metazoa; Chordata; Aves; Apodiformes; Trochilidae
Gene: DALRD3
Product: DALR anticodon binding domain containing 3
Exons: 13
Coding region: 1-1602 (533 amino acids)
Biological process (GO): arginyl-tRNA aminoacylation; tRNA C3-cytosine methylation
Molecular function (GO): ATP binding; tRNA binding; arginine-tRNA ligase activity
Source: RefSeq, a predicted model, not a curated record
AUGGAGCCGGGGGAGGGCCGGCCGGGGGUGGCGGCGACGCUGCGGGCGCUGAACGCGACGCUGGGCCGGCCCGCCGCGCUCUGGGUGAAGGAGAGCGGCGCCCGUAACCUGCGGCACCGGGACUUCCUGGCGCCGCGGGCCGCGCUGACCGCCGCCUUCCCCGGGGGGCAGGUGCCCGCUGACGUCGUGGCGGGCGUGAGGUCCCUGGGGGGCCCGGGGGUGCUGGGGGUGCGGGACUGCCGGCAGACGCCGGCGGGGCUGGAGGUGCAGGUGCGGCGCCCCGAAGCCUUCCGGCGCCUGCUGGGGCCCUCGCCCGGCCCAGCCCCCGCAGCGGGGCAGCCGGCGGGGUGGGUGUUGCUGCACUGCCCGGCCCUGCGUGGCCCCGCCGCCCUCCGGCCCCGCCACCUCCGCACCCUCCUGCUCGCCGAUCACCUGGCACAGCUCCUGCGCACACACGGGGUCGGCGUCUGCCUGGUCCCUGCCGUCCCUGAGGAGGGGAACCGGGAGGUCCUGCGGCAGCUCCGCGUCGACUGGCCCUCCAGCUCCGCUAGCUCGCCACUCUCUGAUGCCAUCUCAGCCUUGAAGCGAGCACUGGGACGGUCUCCCUGUGUGACAGGCACAGCCACGCUGCCCGAGGGUGUCAUCUGCAAAGUGCACUUGAGGAGCUUUGUGGAGCAGCAGGGCUUGGUGGGCUAUGACCCCAACCUAGAUGUCCUCCUCGUGACAGAGGGGAAGCUGCGGUCCCUGGCUGAGCUGCAGCAAGCUGUUCUGCAGGGCAUGGCUGGAGGCCUGGGGAACUGCUGCAGCAUUGUGCAUGUCGUGAACUGCGAGGACGAAUUCCAGCAGCAGCAGCUGGAUCUGCUCUGGAGGAUUUUGGAUCCAGGAGCCCACACAACUUUGCAGAAAUACCUUGUCUGCGGGCCAGUGAAGGUGACAAACCCCUCAUCACCCGUUGGGGCAGACCAGUACUUCCAGCUCCGAAAGCGCCAGAUGUAUGAAGCCUCCGUGAUGAAGUAUGGGGAGCUGGCACAAGAUGAGGCCUGGACCGAGGUGAUCGAUACUCUCACAGCAGCUGCCAUCAGAUUUGAGAUGCUGAGCACUGCCCACCGGAGUCAGCUCACCCUCAACCUGGAGGACAGUAGCAUCUCAACAAAGGGAACCAAGAGUGGUGCCUUUGUGAUGUACAACUGCGCCCGCCUGGCCACACUCUUUGACACCUACCAGCGAGCUGUGGAACAGGGCAUGUAUCCACCUCUACCACCAGUGUCAGAACUGAACUUCUCCUGCCUCCGGGAAGAGGGAGAAUGGCUUCUGCUUUUCAACUAUCUUCUGCCCUUCCCUGAAGUCUUGCAACAGGCAGCAGAGCUGCCCGCGUCCAGCAAGGGGAUUCGGAUCACAGCUAACACAGAGGCAGUGUGCAAGUUCCUGAUCCAGCUCAGCAUGGAUUUCAGUUCAUACUACAACCGGGUCCAUGUCCUGGGGGAGCCACUCCCUCACCUCUUUGACCAGAUGUUUGCCCGCCUCCAGCUGCUGGGAGCUGUGAGGGAAAUGUUCCACAGUGCACUGGCAACUCUGCACCUCCCUCCUCUCAGCCAGAUCUGAGCCACCACUGAAGAACCAUGCAACGGUGACAGCCACCAGGUCAAUGUACCACGAGGGGAAGGACAAGGGGAUGUUCUCCCCUGCAGGGUGAGCGGCUGCCCCGCUGUCAAGCAGGGACUCAGACUGUGCCUCAGCAACACAGGAACUUCUCCUGUUUGAGGGUUUGGGUACUUGCACCCUGCAGCUGUGCCCCACCUGGGAGAGGGGUUUGCCUGCCACAUCCACAGCAGCAGCAGAGAGGACACCUGAGACACCCUGUGAGCCAGGCUGGGGAAGUACCAGGGACCAGUCACCACAAAGCCAGGCACCAGCCUCUUCUCCCAAAGCUGUUUAUUGAUGGUUGCUCCGUGCUGGCAGGGAGCUCCUGUGGCCCCAGUACUGGGGUCCAAUACACUUGU